AUGCAUAUUCUGGUUGUGAACGACGACGGCCCUCCGUCAAAUCAGUCGUCUCCUUAUGUUCAUUCUUUCGUCGUUGCGCUACAGUCGGCAGGCCAUGUGGUAUCCGUAGUUCUCCCACAUCAGCAACGAUCAUGGAUCGGCAAAGCCCACUUAAUCGGCGCCUCCGUAAAGCCUACCUACUUCCGUCCUGGAACCCUGCAUAAGGAUGAUGGAACGACACACGAACUGCCUCGAGGCAGUGAUCCUGCUGACGAUGACAAGGAUGGCGAUGAAUGGAUCCUCGUCGAUUCUACCCCGGCCAGCUGUGUGCAAAUUGGGUUAUACCACUAUUUUGAGGAUCGUGGCCCUAUUGAUCUGGUGGUGUCUGGUCCGAAUUACGGCCGCAAUUCAACGGCCCUAUUUGCCUUGUCUAGUGGGACAAUUGGUGGUGCUAUGGAGGCAGCUGUCUGUGGAAAGCGCUCGGUUGCACUGUCGUACGCUUUCAGUUCAAGGGACCACGACCCCGUUGUCAUUGCCGAGGCGUCACGUCAUUCGGUUCGCUUGAUCGAGUAUCUUGCAAAGAACUGGGCGGACGGUGUAGACCUUUACAGCGUCAAUGUGCCAUUAGAACCCGGUGUGAGCCAGAGCAAGGUGCUUUAUACUGACAUGCUUGAUAACCGAUGGACAUCUGGUAGCUGUUUCCGAGCUGUCGAUGCCUCGGUGCCGAAUGCGAAUCCCGAGCUGCAGGAGCACAAUGUGCGGCACCAGGAUCCGACAGUAGGCGAAGAAUUAUCUACGAAUACGAAUGGAACUACCCCGAGAAGAUCUCGGAUUCAACACAAACAUUUCCAGUGGGCACCGAACUUCUCAGAUGUCUACAGGAGUGUGGAGGAAAGCGCACCGGGCAAUGAUGGUUGGGUCGUCAAAGAAGGAAUGACAAGGUAUAUCAAUUCCUCUAUCUCACCCGAUGUUACGCCUCUAAGAGCUAACUUCAUGCAUCAACCCGGUAUUCAAGGAGAGAUCAAGCUACCGGAUAAUGAUGAGCCUACGUUAUACUCCAUUGUGGACAGUGACGUUCCAUAUGUUCAAGAUUUGAUGGAACAGGCCCUGCAGCGUCGCCUUGGCAAGGAUCGCUAUAAGACGAUAUCUUCACUGUCAGACCUUCCGUCUCGCUCGGCGCCUCUUUUCCAGUACCGUGAAUACGAGCGACUCGACUUCGAACAUGCGUUGAUUCGCAAACAUUACCUUUCUAACACAAUCUCCAACUGGGUGACGAAACACCCAGACAGCGUCCUAGGAAAGCAUUUCAAACCUGGAUUCGAUUUCGAGCUAGACUACGCAGAGUUCCUCGACGACGCGUUGCUGGAAGCCUACGAACUACGGGACAGUUUGCAAAAGAAUGAGGAAAGGCCUGAUCAUGAAAAGGAGUGGUGGAUCCUGAAACCCGGAAUGAGUGAUCGGGGACAAGGAAUUCGACUCUUCAGCAGCGAAGACCAACUACGCGAAAUAUUUGAGGAAUGGGAAGUCGAUGAAUCUGAUAUAGAAAGUGGAUCGGAGCGAGCUGAAGAGGAGGAUGACGAGGUGGGUUCUUUGAAAGUGUAUGUCUUCAAGGAAAUGUUGGCUCUAUUUGCUGCAAAGCCAUACUGUCCACCUUCGGAGGAUGAAGACGAAGUCACUGAUCUGGCGAGGCAUCUUACGAAUACCUGCUUCCAGGAAGGUGGAAGCGCCAACGAAGGAACCGUCCGGCGGUUUUGGCAAUUAGAUCCCCACGUCCCUGGACUCAGCCCCGAUUGGAAGGAGAAGGUGUUUGACCAAAUCUGCGCUGUGAGUGGUGAAGCUUUUGAGGCUGCUGCCCGUGGAAUGAUGGUUCAUUUCCAGACACUCCCAAAUGCAUUCGAGCUUUUCGGUGUGGACUUUUUGGUCGAUGGAGAUGGCACCGCCUGGUUACUGGAGAUGAACGCCUAUCCGGACUUUGCCCAGACGGGUGAAGAACUCAAGGAGGAAGUAGUUGGCCGUCUCUUUGAGGAGACUGUUGAGGUUGCCGUGAAGCCGUUCUUCGGUGGCGAGGCCCCAGUGGAUGGAACUGACCACUUGAGGCUGGUUGCCAACCUUGAUUUGGGCCGGAGGUCCUAG
Molecule: messenger RNA, 2112 nt
Organism: Aspergillus nomiae NRRL 13137
Lineage: Eukaryota; Fungi; Ascomycota; Eurotiomycetes; Eurotiales; Aspergillaceae
Product: putative acid phosphatase
Exons: 6
Coding region: 1-2112 (703 amino acids)
Biological process (GO): protein modification process
Cellular component (GO): P-body
Molecular function (GO): hydrolase activity
Source: RefSeq, a predicted model, not a curated record